Blastomyces gilchristii SLH14081 is the source of this 360-nucleotide messenger RNA. RefSeq lists its product as uncharacterized. The transcript has a single exon. The record is from RefSeq and is a predicted model, not a curated record. Bases 1 to 360 code for a protein of 119 amino acids. Lineage: Eukaryota; Fungi; Ascomycota; Eurotiomycetes; Onygenales; Ajellomycetaceae.
AUGAAGAGAGGCCAGGAGAGGCUAGGAGAGGAUGAGGAUGAGGAUGAGGGAGACGGAGACGGAGAGGGGAGAGUUGCAAAGAGGCAGAAGAAGCAGACGAAGUUGGAGAAACGCCGAACGCUGAUGAAGGUGAGGAAAAAAGGAAGGGGGAAAAAGGUUCAAGCGCUGCUGGGAGUUUCUGUCAGUUCAGUGAGUGGGGAGAAAGGCUUUACUGGGCGGUUUGACGGGUAUUUUACAGCUCCAGCCAACCACAGGCCAGCAGAGGCUGCGAGCUGUGCGUUUUAUUACGCAGCUUUACAAGGCGAAACAGUCCGUCUUAGGUUGCAACGGGCAACGAAAGUCAGACAACUCACGGGAUGA